AUGUUUAUCUUCAUCAAACAUGGAGAUAAUCAAGAGUUUCUGGUCAACACCAAUUGCUCUGUUCUCCUGUUGUUACAUUACACCAAAAAGAAAAUGGGGUUGCGUAAAACAGACACCAUUGAUUUGUGUGAUGAAACUGGGACCAUGAAGUUACUUUUCCUGUCAAAGACACCUGGAGACUAUGCCAGCAAAUUCCUUACAGCUCGAAGUAUCUACUAUGUUUGUAAAGUGGAACGUGGAGCACCAGGUACCAAGAUUGAGAAUUCCUACAAAGCUGUUGUACCCCUCUUGAAGAAUCCAGAACCUGAACUAGUUGAGUCCCUGCGCACACAAUGUGACUUCCUGGAGAGGAGCCGAAUAAAGAUGCUUAGAACUCUAGAAGCUAAGAGACUGGCAGCCAUGGAAUCCUCUGUAAAUCUCCCAGCAAGAUCCCCCAAGAGUGGUGGAACCCAGCAGACCCCUAGUCCAAGCAGCCAACUGAAGUCUAAAUCUGCACGAUCCGAUGAAGAUGGACCACCUGCCACCCGCAGACCAUUUUAUAAGACUAGAGCAGACUUUCUCAAGAGACAUCGUUAA
This is a messenger RNA of Cricetulus griseus (Chinese hamster), 576 nucleotides long. NCBI's taxonomy places the organism in Eukaryota, Metazoa, Chordata, Mammalia, Rodentia, Cricetidae. The record is from RefSeq and is a predicted model, not a curated record.